Molecule: messenger RNA, 505 nt
Organism: Talpa occidentalis (Iberian mole)
Lineage: Eukaryota; Metazoa; Chordata; Mammalia; Eulipotyphla; Talpidae
Gene: BANF2
Product: BANF family member 2
Exons: 4
Coding region: 187-459 (90 amino acids)
Molecular function (GO): DNA binding
Source: RefSeq, a predicted model, not a curated record
UGCACCUGACUUACCCCUAGGCCUGCAGUGUAACUUCCAAAGACUGGCCUGUAUUUUCAAGGCCACAGCACCUGAGACAAACCAACCUGUAGCGUCAACCCCAGGGAACUCUUGGAACAUCCUGGUGGGCACUCCUCAGAGAAGGAAAAGACCCCCUGCUUUACAACCACAGCAGUGUUGCAGAAGAUGGAUCACAUGUCUCCCAGACUGAGAGCCUUCCUCUCUGAACCCAUCGGGGAAAAGGAUGUUGCCUGGGUAGAUGGGGUCAGCCAUGAACUUGCAAUCAAUUUGGUCACCAAAGGUUUCAACAAGGCCUACAUCCUACUGGGACAGUUCCUUCUGAUGCAUAAGAAUGAAGCUGAGUUCCAGAAGUGGCUCAUUUGCUGUUGUGGUGCUACUGAGUGUGAGGCAAAGGAGAGCUCUAACUGUCUGAAGGAAUGGUGUGCCUGCUUCCUGUAAACACCCCUCCUCGCUCUGCUGCCUGUAUAAAUGGACUUGUGCUGUA